This is a messenger RNA of Pisolithus orientalis, 1341 nucleotides long. RefSeq lists its product as uncharacterized. Bases 244 to 1140 code for a protein of 298 amino acids. The record is from RefSeq and is a predicted model, not a curated record. Lineage: Eukaryota; Fungi; Basidiomycota; Agaricomycetes; Boletales; Pisolithaceae. The transcript is spliced from 2 exons.
CCAGGAAUAUCUGCUAGCAGUCAUGAGGCUGUUUCAAACUGAAGUACUGAUUGGCUGACUGAUUAGUGUUGUGGCUGUGCUUGACAGGAUCGGUUUGAGUUAGGAGCCGCCGAUGGCUGUGCCCUAAUCAGUCAUUCGAUUGCGUUUCGGUAGCGUCACACAUAUACUCGCACUGACUCUGGCGUUUUCCCCAGGUACUAGCAACUUCUCGCACGUAUCCACUUUUCAUCUGACGACGUCAGGAUGUCAGCUCCCUACGUCUACACCCCACCCGCGUUUCAGCCAACGCAAUAUCUCCACUACAGCCCUUACGCACCCCGUUCACCAUUCCUACCUCCCCAUGCAGCCUUCCCACCAUCCCCUCACUAUCCUCCAUCUCCUUUUCUUCCAUCCACCACCCCUUAUUCCCCACCUUUUGCAGAACUUCCCCCCGAGGAUGGCUACUGGCCUCCUCGUCCGCGGAGACCGUCAUGGCAUGCCGGUCAGCCUCCUAGUCCAUACAUACAACCCCGCGACUCUCCGUAUCCCUCGAGACGACGUUCCUUCGGAGCCUACCAAUGGGGAAACACCCAAUUCCUACCCUGGGCAUAUCCUUACCAAGGGCCAUGCCCUCGUUUCGAGAUACAUCCACUUCUCAAUGGCGAAGUUCCCAACUCGGGGCUUUACUUCAACCUUGCGUCUCCCACUUUCGCACCGAUGCGAUAUAUCGGACCUAGCCAAGCUGUUAUAAUCUCCCCGGAGGAACUGAACCUUCCCGCUACGAAUCCGCCAAUCACUCGGAUGCGGAUAACACACGACGCUAUCCCAGACUGGCCGAUCGACCUCGAGCUGAGGUACGAUGAGUACCCAAUAACUGCAGGACCCCCACCUCCUAUCACGCUCGGUGACAUUCUGUACAUGAUACAUUCGUCACUUCAUCGUCAGAUCACCCAUCAUGACUGGAAUAAACUAUCCGACUCUGAACAGACGGCCGUUGCCAGAGCGUACACAAGGAGAUAUAAGAAUGUACCUUCCACGGCGGAGUUGGAGGCUAGUCAGGGAGUCAAGAGGGUGGAUUAUUUGCGGGAGAGGUAUAUCUUCAAGGGGUUGAUCAAAGCCCCUGACGAGGAUGGGUUCUUCCACUGGAGGAUGAUAACUUGAUUCGGUGACAGACUUAUACUCGUUUCUUUGUGUUUGGAUGCUCUGGGUUGGUUGUACUUUCUUUCGUCGACUUUUCGCUAGUACUAGGUAUACCUGGUGAUUCCCAUGAAUCUAUGUCUAUGUAAUUCAUUUUCAAAUCUUCCGCGAUGUGACUCAAGACUGAUUCAGAACGUCCAGUGAAAAAAGUCCUGAACAAGUCAA